AUGAGUUUUGAAGAUCUACUUGAGGAGGUUCUGAACCUUUCAAUGCAUGAUAUAUCAGUAAAACCGGACUCAGCUGAUAUGACUUUUAAGAAUAGCCUGGACAGACUAACCUUAGACACUUUGAGAAUUCUUUGUAACGCAGAAGGUCUAUCUGUUUCAGGAUUCAAGAAGGAGUUAGCGGAUCAUUUUGCACUUAAAAUGGCUAGUAAAAUAAAAGAGAAAGAGUCAGUUAAGUUACCUAAUAGUUUUCAAGUAAAUGAAGAUUGUGACAACCAAGCCAGGGAUAGGUUGAAAGGGAAUAAUCAUAGGUUCGAUCGGGCUCAAGUUUUUGACCAGUCUGUUGAAUUUGGUAAAAUGUUGGAAAGGGUAGCUGAUGAUACUCCAGAAAAGAUCUUUGAAGAAAUUAUUACAAGUAAUGUUAAUGAAAGCAAUAGAAGAGAUAAGUCAAGCUUGCAGUUAGCUGGAAAUCAAAAUGAGAAUAAGUCUUGGCCGGAAGUUAAAAUGGAUAGACCAAGGGACCAAGCUAGAGAAAUAGCCUAUAUGCGAGCAUAUAUGUUGCGAGUUGUGAAUAAGGAGGGCUGGGAUGUUGCAUCAGCCUUAAAAGAUCCAGCUAGUAAGGAUCCAUUGGAGGCUUCUCUUAAGGAGAAGUUAAUGUUAGCGAGACAAUCAGUAAGAAGUAAAAAGCGGAAGACAGAUUACUCAUCUGUGGCCACAUCUUCGAUGACAUACCCCUUCACUUCUCAGGCCCAUUUAAAUCCCUAUGCUCAGUUUAUGCAGCCAGUUCAGAAGUCAUAUCUGGAUCAGAGUAGUAUGCCGUUUUAUCAUACAACUGUACCUCAGCAGCAGCUACCUAGUCAGUUAAGCCAGUUCCCAUCCUACAGUCAAAUGAUACAACAGUUUUUUGGCAGGCAACUACCAGUGCAAGAGAGAGUCUUGCAGAAACCCAAAUUGAAAAUUAAUUGCAGCAAGAGUGGAAUGGCCAAGGAAUUGUUAAUGCAUGUCAAGUCUCUUGUAUUUAAUUCUAUAGGCCCUUCUCAAAGAUCCUGUUUGAAUAAAGCAUAUGAUUAUUUUAGAAAGUUUUGUGGUUGGGCAGGGGUAGCAGAAGAAUAA
Messenger RNA from Cetraspora pellucida, 1110 nucleotides. The record is from the annotation of a GenBank genome assembly. NCBI's taxonomy places the organism in Eukaryota, Fungi, Glomeromycota, Glomeromycetes, Diversisporales, Gigasporaceae.